CUUCCUAGAAACCGAUCAAAGCACCCCCAGUCAGUGUACUCUGAGGGUUGGUCUCAUCGCCACCAUCUACUGCUGCUGCUUCUCCAGCCGACUUCUGUAGAGGGUGAAAGAGGAGACGGCUUUGCAGGAUUAUUGUAAAAUAGGAGGAAGGCACGAUUGCAAUAGAGGCAUCUCAGACCCUUGGAUCUGCAUCUGAAAGGUGCAGCUCCUCCUCGGCAGUGGAGAAAGCAAGCCCCUGGAGAGUCUUCACGGCGAGGACAAGGCUUCUGUGAUAGCUGCCACGAUGCUCCAUUUGCGAGGUUCACAGAUGCUGCAGACAUUGGAGAAUUCCUUGAGGAAAUGCCUUCCUGAGUCCUUAAAGGUUUAUGGGACUGUCUUCCACAUGAACCAGGGAAACCCCUUCAAUCUCAAGGCUCUGGUGGACAAGUGGCCUGACUUUAAUACAGUUCUCAUCCGUCCUCAGGAGCAGGAGAUGACAGACGACCUUGAUCCCCACACCAACACUUACCAGAUCUAUUCUAAGGACCCUAAGAACUGUUUGGAAUGUAUUGGCAAACCAGAUGCCAUCAACUGGAAGCAACAUCUACAUAUCCAAAGUUCACAAUCCAACCUACAUGAAGUAAUAACGGGUCUUGCAUCUGCUAAGCUGGUCAAGGUCAAGAGAACACAGUGUGUUCUCUACAUGAUACCCCAGACAGCAAAGAAACUGGUUCCUUUCCUGAUGGCGGGUACAGAGAAAUUAGAUCAUAAAUCUGGCAGACCCCGGGCCAUCAAUGAAGAGAUGUUUAAACUCUCAUCACUAGAUGUUGCGCAUGCUGCCUUGGUGGAUAAAUUCUGGCAGUUUGGAGGCAAUGAGAAGAGCCAGAGAUUCAUUGGGCGCUGUAUCCAGAUCUUUCCUAGCUUAUGUCUUCUGGGACCUGAAGGGACUCCUGUGUCCUGGGCUCUGAUGGACCAAACUGGAGAAAUCCGAAUGGCAGGCACUGUUCCCGAUUACCGGGCACAAGGUCUGAUCUCUCACAUCAUUUACUCGCAGUCGCUGGUUAUGCACGAACGUGGCUACCCUGUGUAUAAUCACACGGAAAGAGCCAACAAGCUCAUGCAGAAGAUGAGUCACACUCUGCAUCAUGUGCCCAUGCCCUGUGACUGGAAUCAGUGGAACUGUGAACCUCUGUAACCCUGAUGUUGAACGCAAGGUUGUGUUGGGUACACCAUAAUAAAUGCUUGAGGAAUAGAUGGUGGACAUAGAGAAAAAAAAUGUAAUCAGCAAUAUAAGCGUGGGCAUUGCUUGGGAUGUGGGGAAAGAGUGUGAAAGGCCAACAUUAUAGCUCGGCCGGUCCCUGCCCUCUUAUUACCUUUCAGAUCCGGCAGACCUAGCAUGGCCGUACCUGAGCCACAGACUUUGUUCCAUUUUCUAUAUUCUGAAUACCAGUGACGUGUCUAUUCAGCCACAUGUGACUAUCCUCAUGUGGAUUAUUGUCCCUGAUGUUUUGUCAAGAGGUGGUGCUGCCAUGGGAAAAGUGUAUGCUUUUCUAGGAGCUAGCUUUCUCCUCAUGGACAGGUGCUUUGAAACGAUUGCUUCACUGGCAGUGCUGUGAUCUUUCUAUAACAACCAUGCUAAGUAUUACAUGAAUAAAUAUAUGAUACUAGAUAGGUGUGCUAUCUGGAAGACUAAUUUUUAAGAAAAUUUAUCAUGCAUCUUAGAUGUGUACAACACGAGGCUUUGGGAACACAGAGUACAAAUGUUUUCUAGAGCGAAAUAAAUUCACAAAUCCAGCACCUCACAUACUUGCCAAAUUUUGAUUUGAAAUUGAGCCAAAAUCUCAUUUACUAUAAAUUUCAUGCACAGUUCAAUGUUAUGGUCUUCAUGUUAUAAGCAGAUCUCUAGAUUUUCUUAUUAACGUGUCUGAUAGUUUGUUGUCCUCUGGUAUAAUUCUCUCUUUCUCAUCUCAUCCCUAACCUUGGUAACUAGCAUUUUAUUCUUUAUUUCUGAAUUUUUAAAAACUGUUUUAAAUUCCAUAUAUGCUAUAGUAAAUUAAAAAAAUGAGUGUUGGGCUAUUUAAUGUUUAUUAUCAACCCUAAGAUUAUCUCAUGGUGGUAUUAUCUAACCUCCUAUCACAAAUAAUAAGAUGCAAACACCUGUAAGAUUUUAUAAUUGCCUUAUUUAUCUUGGACCAGGCAGAUAUUUCACCUAAACCAUUUCAAUAACUUCACCAUCCACCUCCCAGCCCCCAUCCAAUGCCGUCUUCCUUAACCAUCCUCAUCUGAGCUAUCCUUCAUCCAUAAUCUUAUAAAUACUUGCUUGUGUUCUUCAUCUGAGCCUUUGCACGACAUUAUCGGAGUCCUGUCUCCGAGCCCACUUGGUUCCUCCUCCACCUAACCCAUCAUGGAGUAGUCCUCCUUCCUCUCUUCCUGUCCAUCUCUUUCUUGUGAUUCUCUUGAACUCCAAAGCCCAGAAACCUUAGCCACGCUUACCCCGUUUUGCACUACCCAGGUAUAGCUUUUAAUCAACUAAUCCGGUAAAAUGUCUUAGGUGGGUUUACAUAACAAGGAUAGGUGUACAAGUCAUGAGGGCUGGUAAUUAGUAUCAAAAUAAUGGAAGGGGAGGAGAACCUCUCCUAUCAGUGGACUGGGGGAGGGGUGUGGGGGGAGAAGAGGGAGGAAUGUUGGGACAGACCAAACAAGGUCAUUGAGAAGGGGGAGGGUGGGCAGGAUUGGGAGGGGACAAGGGAGGGAGCUAUAACUGGGAUACAAAGUACAUAAAUUGUAAUAAAUUAAAAAAAGAAAAAAAUAAUAAAGCUUCAGAGCAACCCCCAACACA
Molecule: messenger RNA, 2818 nt
Organism: Meriones unguiculatus (Mongolian gerbil)
Lineage: Eukaryota; Metazoa; Chordata; Mammalia; Rodentia; Muridae
Product: glycine N-acyltransferase-like protein
Exons: 7
Coding region: 284-1174 (296 amino acids)
Cellular component (GO): mitochondrion
Molecular function (GO): glycine N-acyltransferase activity
Source: RefSeq, a predicted model, not a curated record